Messenger RNA from Truncatella angustata, 252 nucleotides. RefSeq lists its product as uncharacterized. The transcript has 2 exons. The annotation marks the transcript as partial. Gene Ontology annotation, cellular component: MICOS complex; mitochondrion; mitochondrial inner membrane. The record is from RefSeq and is a predicted model, not a curated record. NCBI's taxonomy places the organism in Eukaryota, Fungi, Ascomycota, Sordariomycetes, Amphisphaeriales, Sporocadaceae.
CCUCCCCCACCGCCCGCGGUCGCACGACCUGUCAGCGAGGCACUUUUGAACGAGAAGUGGGACCGCUGCCUUUCCAACAUGCUCAUCAAGUCCUCCCUCGGCCUCGGAUUCGGUGUCGUCUUCUCAGUCCUCCUCUUCAAGCGCAGGGCGUGGCCCGCCUGGGUCGGUGUCGGUUUCGGCGCUGGAAGGGCAUAUGAGGAGUGCAACUGGAGUCUGAAGCAGGCCUCGAGGGAUCUCAAGAGGGCAGCAUAA